AUGCCCGGGGCUACGAAAUGCCGCCGUCGCCGCCACGUGCUGUCUACCUUGGUCUUCUUUCUAGUCCUCACUUCGGCGCGGACGUCCCGCUUGGAAAGCGAUAGAGACGCCGCCUUCCAAAGCAAAGCCAAAGGUCCCCAAGGGCCGAUCCACGGGGAUCGGAAAACGCUGCUCGACUUGCUGCUCAAAGCUCUGGUGGACAGCAGCAGCUCCCAGGCAGCCUCUCACCCUUUCAGGGCGGAACGGGUCAUCGCUCGGCGCUUCGCCAACGGCGGCGCUCUUUAUUCCUCGGAGGCUCUGGACCGCGAAGCCAAAGUCAGCUCUUCCUUGACCUCCAGGGAGAGAACGCCCAGGUUCUUGACUGCUUCCAGACAUUCAGAGGUAUUUCCAAGAGAUUCCAGUUUAAAAGACAAAUUCAUCAAACACUUUACAGGUCCUGUCACAUUUUCCGCUGAAUGUAGUAAACAUUUCCAUCGUCUAUAUCAUAAUACCCGGGACUGUUCAACACCAGCUUACUUUAAAAGAUGUGCAAGAUUGCUGACAAGGUUGGCAAUGAGUCCACUCUGCACACAAUCAUAG
Messenger RNA from Notechis scutatus (mainland tiger snake), 579 nucleotides. RefSeq names its product ALK and LTK ligand 1 (gene ALKAL1). Gene Ontology annotation, biological process: positive regulation of ERK5 cascade; positive regulation of ERK1 and ERK2 cascade. Gene Ontology annotation, molecular function: receptor tyrosine kinase binding; receptor signaling protein tyrosine kinase activator activity. The record is from RefSeq and is a predicted model, not a curated record. Lineage: Eukaryota; Metazoa; Chordata; Lepidosauria; Squamata; Elapidae.